Molecule: messenger RNA, 2841 nt
Organism: Necator americanus (New World hookworm)
Lineage: Eukaryota; Metazoa; Nematoda; Chromadorea; Rhabditida; Ancylostomatidae
Exons: 28
Coding region: 1-2841 (946 amino acids)
Biological process (GO): regulation of DNA-templated transcription
Cellular component (GO): nucleolus
Molecular function (GO): transcription factor binding; RNA binding; transcription corepressor activity
Source: RefSeq, a predicted model, not a curated record
AUGCGUCCUAGUGAGGACAUUCUCAAUGAGUUCUACGGGCUUGUAGAACUAGAAGCAGACAAACGGUUUAAGGCGAUAAGCCGAUUAUUUUCAAAAGUGAAGUCUGAGCCGUCAGUACAAGAAUAUUGCAUCGAACGACUUGUUACUGGGUUAAGUUCUACUCGUGGAGCAGCUCGAUUUGGCUAUUCAACUGCUCUUGUCCUUCUUCUAUCAGAAUAUUACGAACACUGGCCAAUUGAGAAAUUAUUCGCAUUAGCUGACAAAAAACUUGACCUGCAGGAUAAGGAAAGUGGGAAUGCUAAUGCUAUUGCACAUCAUCUUUUAGCGUGUGCUAUUUUCCAGUCAGGUGUUUAUGCGGAGUGUGACUCCAUAUUGUUAGAACACGAAUUCGGAAUCUAUCGUUUGCAUCCUAAUUUGGGGAUGACAGUUGUUCAACUUGUUGCUGAAAUUGCUCUUGGAAUGGAGAGGAAGGUCUUCAAAUCGAAAGUCUUGCCUGUAAUCAAGAGUUACCUAGACAAUGCUCUUACUAGUUCUUCGGUAGAGUUUGUUUAUCUGGCGUUGCUGUUAAAGGAUCGCUUUCCUUCCUAUAUCUCUGCUUCUGUCAAUUUCGUCCAGAAAGAUGGAAGCUGCAAGUUCAGCGAUAACGACCUCACGUUCUUAUUGCUCACUGUUAAGAAGUGCGACAAUUCCUGUUUGGAUUCGUUUCUCAAGUUGUUGUUAUCUUCUGCUCGUGCUUCCGGCCAAUUUUCUCUUGUCUAUAAAGACGUUGUUGAGAAAUGGUGCACCGCGGGAGAUGAAUCCAAAGUGCUUGAACGAAUUUUUGACACUGCUAAGUUAACACUGUCUACUGGCGAGGGUGAUCAUAAGGAGAUCCUCUCUGUCUUCUCUCCUUUUUUGCUGAAAAGGAUAACACAAAUCGCUCGGGGCAAGCAAAAUGCUCAACAACGAUUAAUACGCGAGAAGAUCACCGAGUUCUGCAAAUUCACCGAAGAGUAUCUGAGUGCUGUGACGGGUGAUUCUGAACUGCUGGAAGUAAUCGAAACGCUAGACACUUCUGAGAGUUUUGACUCACUGACUGGUAGCAAUCUCGUGGAUCAUCUGGUCGGUCGGCUUAGUCGCGAUGGAGUGGCGGAGUGGAUCAAGACGGCGGACAAGCGUUGGUCGCUCCGUCAUGUAUGUGCUGCUUUCGGUCAUUGGAGUAAUGAAUCAAGAGUGGAAGUACUGAAAAAUCUUCUUAAACGACCCAAAUCCGAAGAGAUACAAUAUACUGUAGGGAAUUGUAUAGAUUCAUUGUUCAAAAUGAAGGUAAGAGCAGGUGAACUGGUGAAUGUCUCUUUGAUAGAAGGAGCCGAUGAGGUAUUGAGAAAAGUGACGGAAUCGCUGUUUGGGAAGGACGUUGUCAAAAAUGCAAUGAAGAAAAUGAACGGAAAUCCGAUAUACAAAAGUGUUCUUCCCGUGUUCUGGAUGUGCUUGAAGUUAUGGUCAAAAAUAGCACCAACUAAUCAUAUGUCAGAGGGUUAUCAGAAUAACGCUGAGGAGCUUCAUAUUAUCGUGAAGGAAGGGGAAGAAGGCUUGAAGGUCCUUUUUGAUCAACUUCUCGCUUUGCUCAGUCAACCGCUGAAAUAUCAUCGUACUGUUGUUUAUUACGUAUAUGUAAAUCUAUUAUCACACAUCAAGGAGGAACAUGUUGCUCAUAUAAUUGAGACAUUAACUAUGGAUGAUGAUGAGUUGGUUGAGGACGAAGAUAGCGAUGAAAAAGCGUCUAGUGAGGAAGGUGAAGGUAUGAAUGAUGAUGAAGAAGAAGAGGAAAAUGAAUCAGAACUAGAAAGCUCCGAUGAAGAGGAGAUAGAUCCAGAAACGGUCAGCCGUUUGGAAGGUGCACUUGGAAAAGCAGCUGUCAAGCGGAAAGCUGAUGCAUUGGAUGAAGAGGAGACCGACGCCUCGGAGGUUGGCGAUGAAGAAAUGUUUGCAAUGGAUGACCGACUCGCAGCUGCUUUUAAAGCGAUGACUCCGAAAAAAGAAAAUAAAAUGACUGCACACAUGGCAUCUGCUUUCCGUUUAAAGUUGGCGGAUUUGUUGUUGUUUACGUUAUCAUCGCAGAACACUCCAUCAUUGGUUAAAGUGCAUAUGAUGGUACCGUUAUUGAAAUUGGCAAAACUCCAACUGAAACAAGAUGCUGAAGGUCAUAGUUCUAGGAAGACGAUUGGAUUACUGAAUAUCAUUGCUCGGUUGAAGAAGAUACACACUGCUGAUGAGGAAGUUGUUACCCUACUAGACCAACUGAUUCAGGAAGACACUAUCCUGGACGCUUUUGUUGGAUUAUUCGAACGCUUUAUGACUCAAGAGGACGGGUUGAUUGGUUGUGAGCUGGCGAUAGCAGCAGUUAUCAAGCAUCCGGAAGUGUUUGUGCCGAGGUCCAAAAUGUUUUUGAAGGCUGGUUUCAAUGCUGAUUACCGGAUAUUUCGCAAGACUGAAGCCUUGUUGUGUCUUGCCGGUAUGAUGACCAAAAACGUCCAGAAUAAAGUGUCUGUAGAGAAGUCCACGGUUAAAGGAGUGGCAAAAUCAUGUUCAGAAUAUCUCAGCGCUUCGGUAGCUGAACCGGAAUCGAUCAAACCUCGCUUUUUCGCAAGUGUCUUGAAGUUGUUGUGGUCGACAGUUAGUGGAAUAAACGAAGAAUUAAAGGGUACGCUUCAAAAACAUCUCGCAUUGGAAGUGCUGAAUGAGGAUGAAUCCAGGUGGAGUACGAUAUGUAAGAAGGUCAACGCUGCCUGUCAACAGAUCUGUGGUAAAUCUGCGGCACGUGUGCUGAGCUCCGUACAAAGUGCUCUAGAACAAACAUAA